AACCAAGUCAGAAAAACUGGGGAACGUCGUAUCCAGGCGCUCCCGCAGAGACCGGAGAACGAAGGCGAUGGCUUCUUCCGCCGCCCCACAACCCCUCCCUUACUUCUCCGCCGAUUCUCCGCCUCCCAGUCUCACACUCACCCCCGAUCAGUACAACUAUUGCUCCCAGGCUCUCAAAUUCUUCAAAGACAAGCUCCAGAUGCCUCACCAGAUCAACCAGGAGUUCACUCUCUUACAGGGGAAGAGGAUCACAGCGUCGGAGAUGAGGAGAAGGUGCACUGUGGCUCUGGACAGUGUCAAUGUCUCCAAAAACCGGUACACCGAUGUGGUACCAUUUGAUCAGACUAGGGUAGUACUCAGCUGUUGUAAAGAUUACAGACCUGAAGCAAGGGGCUAUAUCAAUGCUAGCUUCAUCUCGGCUUGUUCCUCUGAAAACAUUUCUAGGUUUAUUGCAACGCAAGGUCCACUUCCGCACACCUAUGAGGAUUUCUGGGAGAUGGUACUUGAGAACCGUUGCCCUGUUGUUGUCAUGCUUACUCGCUUAGUUGACUAUCACACGAUGGUCAAGUGUGGAGAUUAUUUUCAGGCUGAAGAUGGUCCUAGAGAAUUCGGUAAUAUAAUUAUAGCCACCAAGUGGAUAAGAACCACUGGAACUUCAUUAGUAUUCCGCCUUCUGGAGGUCAACCGUACUGAGUCAGAAGAACCACCAAUUUCUGUGUUGCAUAUUCAGUAUCCUGAAUGGCCUGACCAUGGAGUUCCCACAGAUACAACUGCUGUUCGUGAAAUCUUGAAGAAAAUAUAUCAAGUUCCACCUAACCUUGGCCCAGUAGUGGUGCACUGCAGUGCAGGUAUUGGGAGGACUGGAACAUACUGUACAAUUCAUAACACAAUUCAGAGAAUUCUUUCUGGGGACAUGUCUGCUUUAGAUCUUGCUAAUACAAUAACCACGUUUAGGACUGAGCGUAAUGGAAUGGUGCAGACACUGGAGCAAUAUUUUUUCUGUUACUCUGCAAUCGUUGAUGAAUUGGAAGAACUCAUGGUGAAAGAAGUCCAAAAGAGCUAGUUCAAUAACAUUGAGGCUGGAUAAAGCUCAAAGGAGUCUGCCUACUUGUUGAAGGAGUGGGCAACCUAAAUGUAGCUUCUUGCAAAUUUGGGCACGAAAGAUAUGAUGGUAUCACCUUUCUGAUGGCACAAAUAUUGCUUAAUCUCUGCUAAUUUUUUUUUACCACGAGAGGCAGAUACAUUCAUUAGCCUCCUUUGUUCAUGGUUAUCUUUAUUAGACAUUUCUGAGUGUAAUGUUUGCUGCAGAAUCCCAACUAGACGACCAUUUAUGUCGUAACUAAUCAAACUAGGGGGUUCUAUUUGCACCUCCCCAAUUACUUUGUAUA
Molecule: messenger RNA, 1388 nt
Organism: Argentina anserina (silverweed cinquefoil)
Lineage: Eukaryota; Viridiplantae; Streptophyta; Magnoliopsida; Rosales; Rosaceae
Product: protein-tyrosine-phosphatase PTP1
Exons: 9
Coding region: 68-1063 (331 amino acids)
Biological process (GO): protein dephosphorylation
Molecular function (GO): protein tyrosine phosphatase activity
Source: RefSeq, a predicted model, not a curated record